GUGUGUGUGUGUUUAACUGACAGAGACGCAUUUGUAAGAUAUGUGAGAUUCCUGUCCCAUAGUCGAUCCCAUUACUUACACCAGUAUUUAUUUAAGGUAAGACCGUCUCGGGUUGCCCAAAUGACAUCCUAUGCAUCGACACUACACCGUUAUCCAACGCGCACGAUUACGUGGCGUCGUUCGUCUCCGAUCGCGCCUGUGCGCCAUUCACCCAUCCCCGCGCGUUGCACACCAAUCACGUUUUCAGCACGCGGAUGGGACUUUAUCGCCUCACGAGCGGCGGCCAUAGCUGCUAUGACGCCAGGGAGGUCUAAUUUCCGGACUUUCUUGCUGGUGCAGGCUGCACGUGAGUCGGAAGCUGUUUUCCCCCCCAACCGGAGGCGCGCCUGCGCUCUGACCGCAAGAACCGACGGCUUUGCAAAGUGGCAGCUCGGGGAACCAGAGACGCCGAGGGAACUACCGACAUCAGUCUAAACGCGCAGCUGCACCGGAGGACACGCACUGUGCAUCGUCUCCCCUCUCAGCCGUCCGUGUGUGUGUGAACAACAACAACAACAACAAAAACAAGAACAAAAACAACAACAACAACCACCGUUCCCCGCAAAGAAGCUCGGCAAGCAGCAGAGACGCGAUGGAUGAAAGAAUCACGCAUUUACAGGACAGACAGUUUAUGGAUCACGCAGAUUUCUUGGGAGUGGAUUACUCCUCUCUCUACAUGUGCAAAUCCAAACGAGGCAUCAAGCGGGAGGAUGGUGGGAAGGACGCCUACAAGUUACCUCACCGGUUGAUAGAGAAGAAGAGGAGAGACAGAAUCAACGAAUGUAUCGGCCAGCUGAAAGAUUUGUUACCCGAGCAUCUGAAGCUGUCGACGCUCGGGCAUCUGGAGAAAGCGGUUGUCCUGGAGUUGACGUUAAAGCACUUGAACGCUCUGACGGCCGUCACCGAGCAGCAGCACCAGAAGAUCGUUGCUUUGCAGAAUGGGGACCGGAUAGCGAACUCGUCCAUACACGCAGAUCUGGACGCGUUCCACUCCGGCUUCCAGGCCUGUGCCAAAGAGGUCCUGCAGUAUCUGGGUCAGUUUGAGAACUGGACGACGCGAGAUCAGCGGUGCGCGCAGCUCAUCAGCCACCUUCACAAGGUGCUGGCGCAGUUCCAGGCCGGCGCACCGCCGCUCCAGCACCAGCUACCCGCCGCCGGGGACGCACAGGACGGCCACAAAGCCGACAGCCAAGCUAAUUGUGUCCCGGUAAUCCAGAGGACCCAAGGCGGGGAGCUCAACGAGAACGACACGGACACGGACAGCGGCUACGGGGGCGAAGCCGAAAAGGGCGACGGCAAAGAUAAAGAAUGUGAGCGCAAUAACGCGCAGGGAGCCAAGGUGGUGAAGAUCAAACAAGAGUUUGGAGAUGAUCGCGUUGCAAAAAACCCAAAGAUGAACUGGCCUGGGAACGGGUCAGGUGGCGGAGACCCCGCUAGGCCCGAUCUGGCGUUUAUGAACUCUCUGGUGGGAAUAAGCGGUGCGGGACAGCAAACACCUAUUUGCAUGCCUUUCUACUUCAUCAACCCUUCGGCCGCUGCUUCUUAUAUGCCAUUUUUUGACAAAAGCAACAUUGAAAAGUACAUGUACCCAGCGGCGGCCGCUCUGGCAUCUCCUUUCCCCUGGCCGUACCCCGCGCACGCGUCAGCCGCGGCUGCGGUUGCGGCUUUCCCCGGCUUGUCCGUGCAUGUUGGAGCCUGUCCUGGGUCCAAGGACCUCCACGGUGCAGAGAGCGACGAGUCACGCGAUGCUGAGUUCGGGUCACCAGGGGAGCAAGAGGAUAGUCCCGGGAUCGACUACGGGGAGGAUGACGUAGCAGACGCGUCCUAAGAGAGCGAGGACAGUCCUCGCGCUCAGCUUCGUGUCAAACGAGCUAAUUGCGUUGUCCUUUGUUACAGCUCAGUGCACUCUGCCGAAGAGCGUGAAUUUCCUUUUAUUUUCUUCUUCUUUUCUAAAGUUAGACUAGUGAUAAAGCGAGGUUUUCACAGAGGUUUCUCAUGUACAAAAAUAUCGGUGGAAACAGUUGUGACUGAGUGUGCCUUUUGCACUUCUGCUAGAUUAGUCAAACUCAAUGAUUAUCGACAAUGAUCGAAAUGAAUGUUCAUUUCAAUCAUUGUCGAUAAUCAUUCAGUUUGACUAAUGAUGUGUGUUGUGCUGGAGUACGUUUUUUAUCCUCUUUGAUAAUAUAUUUUGAAGUGGCAGCAUUGGUGCCCAAACUUUGAGUAUACGACACCAGGGCGCAACACCCCAAUCAGCGUGUCUCUUUGGAUGUAUGAAGUUGCAACUGACCUCUGCCAAGGUUAUCAAGUGCUUGGCUGACUCUGACUGUAAAUAGUGUCACCUGAAAGAAAGGCGGAAUCACUAACGUGUUUUAAUGGAGCUGGUAGAAGUGCCCCCCCCCCCCCCCCCCCCCCCCCCCCAUGAAGUGGACCGGCCACAGUACCUCAUCCCCAAUUUGGGAGUGUGGGAGAGAAAUAACUGGGAUGCCCGAUCAUUUACAACACAAACAAAUAACUACUUCACACAUAAUAAAGGUGAUGGAUGGGGAAGUUGGUUUACAGGUGUAAUGCCUGGUUUCCUUCAUUUUUACACACUUACAGAGUCAACUCUGGUUUCAUUUACUUGUUCUUGUGAGGAAAGAAAAAAAAAUGCUGAUCGCUGGAAUCAUUCAGGGUAAUUGAAAGAAGAAACCCUUCGUUUACAAAGGGGCUGCUUGACCUGAUAUUGUACAUCUCCUGAAUGAGGCAUUUCAACACGGUGACCUCCUGCACCUCCAAGAAACGUCGUAGGAUAGCACCUUAGUGAUCUUUGAUAUUGAAUGUACCUGUAUUUUCCCAGCUGUUAAAGUUUGUAGGAUGAUCUUUACUCUUUGAGAUGUAAAGUGCACUUUUUCUGCUCUUGCUCUCCCAAAAAGUCCCCUCAUACGAGUCAAUAGCAGUAGUUCCCUCAGAACAUUUUUAUUGUGUUGAGUUGUCUUGAAAUAGUAAAACAAAAUAUUUCAUUUAAAAAAAAGAGAUGUGUGGCCAUUAAGUCAUAUGAAUUUGACAAAAUACUGUUUAUUUCUGGCUCUUUCGAAGCAAAAACUGUUCAGAUCAUAAGAUUUGAAAACCUCUUGACAAACCGGACUAUCCUCGAUUUUGUGUUUUAUGCUAUUAUUACGUUAAACCUUGCUAAUCAAAUAUUUUACAAAGGUGGGAUAGAAGCUGUAGUCAUGUGACCAUCACAUAUUUUAAGAACCGUUGACUCUAUCUUGACCUGUUUUCUAUGAGAUUCAUUCCUGGAAGUAUAGUGAUAUUCAGCUUUAAGUUUCACAUGUGACCGAAUUAACAUGAUUUCCAUUGCAUUUUGCAAACAUUGGCUUUUGUAGUUUACUACACUCUGUUAUCAACUGUUAUAUAAUGUGGCAUGUGUGUCUAUAAAUAUCUUUUGUGAAUAUACCAUAAAAUAUACGUCUGUCAAUGUUGUAGAAGUCUAUGGAUUUUUUUUUAAACAUUGAAUUGAGCAACUGUUGCACAUUUCGUUAAUGCUUUACACAUAUGCUGUUAUAAAUUAUUGCUGAUGAGUUGUAAAAUAAAUAUCGAAACUAAA
Molecule: messenger RNA, 3625 nt
Organism: Gasterosteus aculeatus aculeatus (three-spined stickleback)
Lineage: Eukaryota; Metazoa; Chordata; Actinopteri; Perciformes; Gasterosteidae
Source: RefSeq, a predicted model, not a curated record